UUUUUUUUUUUUGUUUUUUUUUUUGGUGCUUUUUGCAACGCGAUUGAUUCGGUUGUUGUGAACGUCGCUCGUUCAGUGAAAUUUGGUACCAACAAUCACAAGGAGAACUUACUUCAACUCGUUCGUUUCGCUUGGGAUUUUCCAGCUUGUUGCCUUUGACAAACACCGCCACCAACCCAAGUCCAUUCAAACCGCCAAACCGUGAACGCGCUCACCUAUAAAGCAAUGGGGCUCAACACGACAUCUCGCACAUUUCUGAUGCUCUCAGUGGUGCAGGCCGUCAUUGUGAUUGCGCUGCAAGCAACAAUUCUCGGCGUCGGCGACUUUUCGUCGUCCUCGGAAGGCGGCUUGGGCAAGGAUCGCCAAGUGUAUGCCGUCCUGUACCUGUGUGCGGUUGUCUACUCGAUCUACUUUGCGUACGACGCGCUGUCGCGCGAAAACAUCAUCCAAGUGUUUGCCUUUCUCUUCUUGAACGCGCUCUACACCAUGUACGGCAUUGUCCAAAUCUUCCAGUUCCGCGAUGUCAAUCUCAUCGUCAGUGGUGUCGAUACUGGCGAUCGGCCAUGGGGAACGGUCGACUCGCUUGCCGUCGCCUGCACCUGCGUGCUUGGCGUCCUUACCAUCAUCUUUGCCGUCAUCAGCCGACAGCUCUUCAAGGAGUUUGGCUGGCGCAUUUACAAGAAGAUUGGUGCCGAUCCCCGAAUUCGCUCAAUGUACCGCACCUACCAGAUUUACCUCAUGAUUCUCAAGGUCGAUCUCGCCACCGUGGUCAUCUUCCUCAUCCAACACUGCGCCGUCCUGCUCCAGACUGAUGACUACGAAUUCAUCAUGUCCAUCAUUGCUAUUCCAGUCAUUAUCGCCAUCAUUAUUUUCGCCUACUGGGGUGCCCGCAAGGAAAAGCGAGCAGUGAUUGUGUUUUUCAUCAUCAUUUUGUUGGCUGCGUUGGCCUACUUUGCGUUCAAGUUCUACCGAUUCAACACCAAGUCGUGCCCGAUUUGCGAAGUCGAAAUUGCUAGCGGCGCCGUCCAGUCGUUCGUCUUUUUGGAAAUUUUCUCUGCUAUCAACUUUUUGCUCAUGCUCGCUACUUUGGUGAUCAGCUGUUUGGUCAUGGCCCACUUUGAUAAGGGCUUGCUUGAACAUCUCAACUCUACUACGAGCGGUGCCCGCGACAGUUAUGUGGCCGACAACGGGGGUCGAAGCAUGAAUCUUCAGCUAUAAAAAACAAAGGGUUGAUCCUUUUUUUUUCUUUUGCAUGCGUUCGGUU
Molecule: messenger RNA, 1264 nt
Organism: Capsaspora owczarzaki ATCC 30864
Lineage: Eukaryota; Filasterea; Ministeriida; Capsasporidae
Exons: 5
Coding region: 226-1218 (330 amino acids)
Cellular component (GO): Golgi apparatus
Source: RefSeq, a predicted model, not a curated record